Emys orbicularis (European pond turtle) is the source of this 2382-nucleotide messenger RNA. It is a transcript of the gene DENND1B, whose product is annotated as DENN domain containing 1B. Bases 1 to 2382 code for a protein of 793 amino acids. Gene Ontology annotation, molecular function: guanyl-nucleotide exchange factor activity; phosphatidylinositol phosphate binding. The transcript has 23 exons. Gene Ontology annotation, biological process: endocytic recycling; endocytosis. Gene Ontology annotation, cellular component: cytosol; intracellular membrane-bounded organelle; nuclear speck. The record is from RefSeq and is a predicted model, not a curated record. Lineage: Eukaryota; Metazoa; Chordata; Testudines; Emydidae.
AUGGACAGCAGGAUCAAGGAAAAUCCAGAAAGUACGUUUGAUUUGGUACUCAAGGUAAAAUGCCAGGCUUCUGAAAAUGAAGAUCCGGUGGUACUGUGGAAGUUCCCGGAGGACUUCGGAGACCAGGAGGUGCUGCAGAGUGUGCCGAAGUUCUGCUUUCCUUUUGACAUUGAAAGGGUGUCCCAAAAUCAAGUAGGACAGCACUUUACCUUUGUGCUUACAGACAUUGAAAGUAAACAAAAGUUUGGAUUUUGCCGGUUAACAUCAGGAGGCAAAAUCUGCCUCUGUAUUGUAAGUUACCUGCCAUGGUUUGAGGUAUACUACAAGUUGUUAAAUACUCUGGCAGAUUAUUUGGCUAAAGAACAGGAAAAUGACUUGAAUGAUAUGUUAAAAUCACUGUAUAGCCACCCUGUGCCAAAGGCAAACACUCCUGUCAGUUUAAACGUGAAUCAAGAGAUGUUUUUUGCAAGUGAGCAAGUUCUGAAAAAUCAGCCGUACCUAGUAUCGCAUUCGUACUUCAUUACUCCUGAUCUAACUGGAUUGCCAACAAUCCCAGAAAGUAGAAAUCUUACUGAAUAUUUUGUUGCUGUGGAUGUGAACAACAUGAUGCAACUUUAUGCCAGUAUGUUGCAUGAGAGACGAAUCAUUAUUACCUCUAGCAAACUAAGCACUUUAACUGCUUGUGUUCAUGGGUCAGCUGCAUUGUUAUAUCCAAUGUAUUGGCAACACAUAUAUAUCCCAGUGCUUCCUCCACACCUUCUGGACUACUGCUGUGCACCGAUGCCAUAUCUAAUUGGAGUCCACUUAAGCUUAAUAGAAAGAGUAAAAAAUAGAUCACUGGAGGAUGUGGUUAUGCUAAAUGUUGACACAAACACUCUAGAAAACCCAUUUAAUGACCUGAACAACCUACCUAGUGAAGUGGUCUCAGCCUUGAAAAAUAAACUGAAGAAGCAGUCUACAGCUACGGGUGAUGGAGUAGCUAGGGCCUUCCUUAGGACACAAGCAGCAUUGUUUGGAUCCUACAGAGAUGCACUAAGAUACAAACCUGGAGAGCCUAUCACUUUCUGUGAGGACAGUUUUGUGAAGCAUCGUUCCAGUACUACCAAACAGUUCCUGGAAACUGCAGUGAAUCUUCAACUUUUUAAACAGUUUAUUGAUGGUCGACUAGCAAAGCUAAAUGCAGGAAGAGGGUUCUCGGAUGCUUUUGAAGAAGAGAUCACUUCUGGAGGCUUCUGUAGAGGAAAUUCAAGAUCUUAUCAGCAGUGGGUGCAUACAGUAAAGAAAGGAGGUGCACUAAUCAACACAGCUAUGACCAAAGCCAGCCCUGCUGUGAAGACAGCAUACAAAUUUGCAAAAAGUCAUGCAAAGCAGGGAAUGAAAGAAGUGAGGAGUAAGUUAAAACACAAGGAGAGUGAUGAAGAAUAUGGAACUUGUAGCUCUGGUGUACUACAGUGUGCGCCAGUGUACACCUUACACAAUCAGAAAAGAGGAAACUCAGAAAAACGAAGACUUGCCCAGACGCGUUUCAACCAACACCUUACCAAUGUCAGCAAUCAUGAUUCUGCCCUGGAUGACGAUGACGAUGAUGAAAUGGACAGAACAAGCAAGUUAUCGUCUGAAGACAGCGAGGAAGCUUCCGCUUAUUUUUAUGAUAGUGAUGAUUCUGGUGAAACAGGAGUAAAGUCUUAUCACACAGGAGAAAUGGACUUGCUGGGAGAGAUUUUGGACACGCUGAGCACACACAGUUCAGAUCAAGGAAAGCUCUCAGGAGCAAAGAGCCUGGAUUUCUUUAGAUCAACGGACGAUAUUGAUUAUAAGGCUAUGAACAAGUCUAGUGCACCUAGUGAGAGCAACCUCGCUCUGCUCUGUAGUGGUACUAAUGAUCCAGUGGAAUGGAAUCUUGGUCAGGAUGAUAGUGUUCUCCAGGGGAAACAGCUCCCUCCAUCUCCAAGAAAGCAAGUUGAUUUUAGUGACCAGAUGGAAUCUGUCUCUGUGCUGCAGGAGGAAAAUAAUGACAAAAUCCUUAGUGCUGACCAUGUGGAUUUCUCUAAAGAUUUUGUAACGUCAACUUCUCCAACACGAUCAGUUGCACAGCUUGCUUCUCUGGAAUUUUCCCAAGUAGAUGACUCCUUCCAUAGGAAGAUAAAACCGAAUGAAACACUAAGCAAUACCUCAGAGGAUCAGUUCCCAGUGAACCUUUGUCAACAUCCAUCCAUUCUAAUUCCUUGGCAAAAAGAAGGGGAUGAAGGAAAGGAAACCCCAGAAGAAAGCGGGCUUCUUCAUGAAGUUGUGUCAUUAUGUAAAAUGACCUCUGCUUUCCACCACAGUUUAAACAUUUCAGAGGAUAAUUACUCCAGUAAUAGCAGUGGAAAUAAAGUGUAA